UCCAUUUUUUUCCUGAUUUCUAUACAUUAAAUAUCUUUCGUUAUAUUUUCAAAUGGCGUUAGAAAAAAAAGCACAGGAUGAAAUAUCAACCUUCAAAAAUAUGGAGGAAGACCUCAAUUGGAUAACUCAUACUAAGUGUAAAGCACAUGGGUUUUCUUGUGGUGGCUCUUUUUCACAAGAAGUUGCAUCAGGUGUUCAUGUUAUUCAAAAAGACAAUGCCGCCAGUUUCGGUGAAAAUCAUUUCAGUUAUCUUGAUCAGAAACCUAAAGAAAUUCUUAAAUCAAAUCUCAAAAGCUUGUUCGAUACCGAAGGUUCUGCUUUUACAUAUAAAUAUAUAGAUAUUAAAUGCGGUGAGGAUAAUGUAGACAAGCCUAUCACUGGAGGAUUUUAUUUCAUGUAUGCUAGUGCUGAUAAUGGUGGAAAACGUACAGUUUUUAUAGGAUUAGUUCAAAUUACUAAGUCACCAGCUUCCGGCCAUUAUUUUUUGAAAGAUUAUUAUGAAGGAAAUGAUGAUCGUGUUGAAAAAGCACUAAAGUAUAUAAUGUAUAAAGAUGUGAAAAGUAAAAAUCUUUUAAGCAAUUAGUUUUUAUUCUUAUGUUACUUUACAAAUUAAGAUUUUUUUUCUUCGAUUUAUAUAAUUAUUUUAUAUUUCAGCUACAUAACAAAUAAAUUUACAUCAUAAAAUC
Rhizophagus irregularis DAOM 181602=DAOM 197198 is the source of this 686-nucleotide messenger RNA. RefSeq lists its product as uncharacterized. The record is from RefSeq and is a predicted model, not a curated record. NCBI's taxonomy places the organism in Eukaryota, Fungi, Glomeromycota, Glomeromycetes, Glomerales, Glomeraceae.